Melospiza georgiana is the source of this 2462-nucleotide messenger RNA. It is a transcript of the gene TACSTD2, whose product is annotated as tumor associated calcium signal transducer 2. The transcript has a single exon. Bases 1472 to 2401 code for a protein of 309 amino acids. Gene Ontology annotation, cellular component: membrane. The record is from RefSeq and is a predicted model, not a curated record. Lineage: Eukaryota; Metazoa; Chordata; Aves; Passeriformes; Passerellidae.
AAAAUAGAGACAAGAUAUGAGGAGGUAGGUGAUAGUUAAAUGGAUUUUGACUUUGAAGGAGGGAUGUGAAAAUUUAAAGAAAAAAGGACAUUAUUGUAGUGUGGGUAAAUGAAUGACUCAGAAAUGGGAAAAGAGUUGCUAAACUAUUAUAGAAUCAUCAACAUGACAAAUUGACUUACCUGGCAGUUUUAAUAAUAGUUUUAGCUGUAGAUCUCAAUUAUUUUCCAAGAAAGCUAACUGCAGUUAUUAUUACCUGAAGGAAUAUCCAGAUUGUGUCCUGCUUUGGCAGAGGGUAUUUACAUCCCAUUUCCAUGUGGAGCUCUGAUUUUACACCCAUUCCCUGGCAGGCAGGGUCCUUCCCAGUGUGCACAGAGCCACGAGUGCAGGAGCUGGCAGCUGGAAGUGGGGCAGUGCUCAGGUGAGCAGCUCCCAGGUAGGAGCUGACUGCAGGGCACGUGGCUGGGAGUGCAGAGCACACACUGCUCUGUGGUCAUCACUGCUCUCAAAAUAAUGAUUUAUGAACAGUCUGACAAAUCAGGGUUUGACAAAUCAGAUGAAUGGGAUCGACUUAAUGCAAACUGGAAAAUCUUCGUCAGCUGCUGCCAAAGCACAUGGAAAUGGUAAGACAGGUUUGUAGAUCACUGGGAGAGUUGGGAGCCACUGGAGUGUUCUGUGAAAGGCAUUAUUAAAGUUCAGAUUGAAAAAUUUCUUAAGAAAUAACAAACAACUUUGUAAGGGCAACAUAAGCAUGAAAAUCAGUAUUCCUAGUGCUGCCUUGGAAUGAGCAUGUGCCAAAGGGAAGGUGGAAGAGAAGCUUUCCAUGCUGGAAAAUGAGGCUGAUUUCUGCAGGAGAGCAGCCAUCAGCCUGGUCAGCUGUGGCUCCUCUUGGAACAGCAGUUGCCCCACGCAGCAACCAUCAAACUCCCAAAGGCUUUAUUUAAUAAAGCUAUGAAAGUAGAAAGUCCAUAACUGAUAAGAAUCUAGAUAGUGGAAUGAUAAGAGAUGCUGUGCAGUGAAAGACACAGGAACAACCAUGAUGGAGGUGGAGGAGUAUAGGAUUUCCUGCAGAAGUGGAAGAAACUCCUUAAACAGCUAUUUGCAUACAGUCCAUACAAAGUCUAAAUAAGAAAAAGGGCCAGCUGCUUGUCUUUAAUCCAUAACGGGAGCCCAUGGCAGGAGCUUGGCUGCUCUUUUCUUCCCUGUUGUUUCUUCAUCAAGCAGGAGCGAGGGAGGCAGCUGGAGGCAGGUGCCACUCCCUGAGAGCUAACAGGGAGCUGGGAAGCUGUUGACUGGGAUUUGGGAAGGAGAUGGCAGUUGUUUUGGAAGAAGAACCUGUUUGGUGGGUCUGAUUUGAAUCAAUAAAGGGAGCAGCACGCCAGUGUGUAGGAUUGAGCAGCCUCCAUCAGUGGAUUAAAGCUUUGGAUGCUGCCUGCUGUCGCUCAGGACUUUAUCUGUGCUUUUCUCCUGCACUAUGGAGCCUCUCUUUGGGGUUGUGCUGGGCUUGAUGCUGGCAGUCGCUUCACCAGCCCACGACAGCUGUACCUGUGCGACCAACAAGUGGGCAGUGUGUGCCCAGGACGGCCCAGGGAACUGCACCUGCAGGCUGGCAGGUUCACAUCACCCUGUAGACUGCUCGACCCUGACUUCUAAAUGCUUCCUGAUGAAGGCAGAAAUGAUCCCCCUGAGGGAGAAGCGCCUCUGGAGACCUCCCCAGGCGGUGUCCGACAGCGACGGCAUGUACGACCCCGACUGCGAGGACAGCGGCGUGUUCAAGGCCCGGCAGUGCAACCAGCCCGGCAGCUGCUGGUGCGUGAACACGGCGGGCGUGCGCAGGAGCGACAGGGGGGGCAGCAGCCUGCGCUGCGGCGAGCUGGUGCGCACCAGGUGGAUCUACAUCGAGCUGACGCACAAGAGGAGCUCCGGCGCCUUCGCCGUCCCCGCCGUGGCCGAGGCCCUGACGCGGCUGUUGGAGAGCAGGUACAAGCUGCACCCCAAGUACAUCGCUGCCAUCAAGUACGAGCCCCCCCUCAUCCAAAUCCGCCUGGAGCAGAGCAAGAAGCCCAGCUGGGAUGUAGAUAUAGCUGACGUGGCCUAUUACUUUGAAAAAGACGUGAACAAUGACUCCGUGUUCCCAUCCAACAGUAAAUUAAGUGUCUCGGUCAAUGGAGAUGCCCUGGCCAUUGAGAAGCUCGGGAUUUACUACGUGGAUGAAAAGCCCCCAGAGUUCUCCAUGAGGCAGCUGGCAGCUGGCAUUGGUGCCGUGGUCACCGUGGUGCUCCUCACUGCUGGCAUCGGCGUCGCCGUGCUGCUCGUCCUCAGGUGGCUGCGCACAAGGACAUAUAAAAAAUUUGAGUGUAAAGAAAUGAGGGAAAUUAAAGCCCCAAGCUUAGAGCUGCCCUGAGCUGAAAGAAGAAUGGCAAUUACAGGAAGAAAAGGAAAAAAAAAGGCACAAAAUACAAAGA